Moneuplotes crassus is the source of this 1614-nucleotide messenger RNA. Lineage: Eukaryota; Ciliophora; Spirotrichea; Euplotida; Euplotidae. The record is from the annotation of a GenBank genome assembly.
CUUUUAUAAAAAUGAACAAACUAGCUCUUGUCGUAUUUGUGCUGAUGGUAACACUGGUGGUAUCUUCAGAAACAGAAGAUGCCCAUGACUUCUAUAAGUAUCACUCCUUGAUUAAGAAGUAUGGAAACUCUCUCGAUGAAUUCUCUGAGAUAGUCACCCAAAACUCGACCGAAGCCAAAGUGAGAAAGUACUGGGAAGACCGCAAGCAGAUCAUGGCAAAGGAUCAGUCUUACAGAUUCACCAGAGAUGUUCCCACUUUGACUCCAGACGAAGAAAUUGUUAAUGCCUACCUUGAAACACUGAGGAAUGAAGUGAUUCAUAUUGACGAUUCUCCAUUGCUGUUAGAGUUCUUUGAAGGACAGAAGAUCAUCAAAGAUACAGAGCUUCAUGAGUUCUUUAAGAAAAUGCCUAAAGGUGGAGAGAUGCAUGUUCAUCUUGAAGGUGCUGUUGCACUUGACACCAUGAUUAAAUUUACUUACAGUGAUUAUGUAUACUUCAAUGUUGAAAAGCAGGAGUUCAAAACAGUUCCUAAAGGACUUGAUGAAAAAGGAUUCUUGAGAUGCAAUGAACUUCGACAAAUAUGGGGAUCGAACGCAACAUUCGAUAACUAUCUUAGAAAGAUCUUUGUCAUGCAGCCUGAAGAAAUUAGUUCCAAACAGAUUCACGAAAUCUGGAAACCAUUUGAAGGAAAAUUCAUCUUAAACGAUCCUAUCAUUCACUACUAUGAGUUUUAUAAACUUGGGCUACUGGACUUCUGAAGACAAUCAAUCAGAGAUGGCAUCUACAUUGUUGAGAUCAGACAUGCUUCAGGAAGAAUUUUUGACGAGAAUAAUAAGAUCUUAUCCCUCAAAGAUGAAUUUGAGCUGUAUAAAUCUGCUUUAGAGGAGAUUAAACAGGAAUAUCCAGAUUUUCAACUCGCUAUAAUCGUUGCUGCUCUUAAAAACCAAGGUAAACAACAUGUCAGAGACCAACUCGAUAGCUAUCUCUAUGCAAUGGAUCAUGGAUAUGAGUUUGUUACAGGUUUUGACCUCGUAAAUGAGGAGGACAAUGUCCAACCUAUUCAUAAUUUUGUUGAAGAAAUUAUCAAAGCAAAGCAAGGAUAUCCUGAUUUUAAAUUCUAUUUCCACGCAGGUGAAUCCAAUAGAAGAAGCAACGAAAAUCUCUACGAUGCUAUUCUUAUGGGAACUAAAAGAGUUGGCCAUGGAUUCAACCUUGCUCUUAAGCCUCAUUUAAUUGAUCUUGUAGUUGAGAGAGAUAUUGGAUAUGAAAUAUGUCCUAUUAGUAAUUUCAUAUUGGGUUACACUCAAGACAUGAGAUGGCACCCAGGAAAACAGCUCAUAUCUAAAGGAGUUCCUUUGACACUCAACUCAGAUUGCUCUGUUUUCUAUAAUUACGAUGGAGUCGCUUUAGAUUUCACCUAUGCUUUCCUUGCUUGGGAGCUCGAUUUGAAAGACAUGAAACAGCUUGCUAUAAAUGCAGUAACUCACAGUUCCAUAAAACCUAAGGCUAAAUCAAUGAUGCUGACUAAAUUCCACAGAGAUUGGAAUAAAUUCAUUUCUUCUGUGGUUGAAAGCCAUGGAGAUUUAUCAAAGAUUGUCUAAACUGUUACCCAAA